CAGGGAAUUAUGUCCACUGGGAUUCGUCGGCGACAUGCCGAUGAAAAGAAGAAUAUUUUGGAAAAGGAGAGUUUGCAAAAUGACGAGACACAGAGAGAAAUGGAGAAAGAUAUCAGCUUAUUGAGGCCAGCUCACUGGAAUUUCAUUGGCUUAUUUUUUUUGGUACUCAUAAUUGGAACAACUUUCUUGCACAAAUGUUUGCCAGAACCAAAAGAUCCAAAUCAAGAAGAAACUCAAUUCUCGGAAAAAAGAGCCGUCAAAGUGCUACAAGAGCUAUCAGAUUAUGGAUGGAAACCAGCGGGAAGUUACAAUUGCGAAGAAUUGACAAGAAAUAGAAUAUUAAAAGAGCUGAAUGAUAUAAGAAGUCAAAAUCAAAAUGUGGAGAAUUUGAGAUUUGAUAUAGACACACAAUAUGUAUCUGGAUGUUUUGAUAUUCCAGCACAUGACACUGAAGGAAUGAAUAUUUGUUAUAGAAAUGUCUCAAAUGUGAUGGCCAGACUUGGAAAAGGAGAAAAGAAGGAUAAAAUUUCAGUUUUGCUGAACUGUCAUUAUGAUAGUUGGCCAACUAGUAAUGCUGGAAGUGACGAUCUAUCAUCAUGUGCUCUAAUGCUGGAACUUAUUCGUCUUUACUCAAAAAAUCCACAUUUGCUGAACCACGAUGUCAUUUUCCUGUUCAACGGAGCUGAAGAAUCAUCACUUCUAGCUGCUCAUGGAUUCAUCACUCAACAUUCAUGGAGACAUGAGAUCAGAGCAUUUAUCAACUUAGAAGCAAGUGGAUCUGGUGGUCGUGAAUUGCUUUUCCAAGCUGGUCCUGCGAAUCAAUGGCUUCUGAACUCGUACCUCGAAGCGGCAAUUCAUCCACAUUGUAGUGUAAUUGGACAAGAAGUCUUCCAAUCUGGCGUCUAUCCAGGAGACACUGAUUUCCGAAUCUUUAGAGAUCAUGGAAGAGUUCCUGGUCUGGAUUUGGCAUUCGUUCAAAAUGGAUACUGGUGGCAUACAGAGUUUGAUACUGCCGAACGGAUAACAAAAGGAUCAUUACAAAGGGCAGGAGAGAAUGUAUAUUCGACUUUGAAUCAUCUCUUGAAAAGUCCAUACUUGGAAAAACCAGCAGAGUAUGCUGACAGGAAGACUGUAUUUUUCGAUUUUCUAGGAUUGUUCGUAAUAAUCUAUCCACUCUCCAUUGCACAUUUGGUGAAUAUGCUGACAAUAUGUACAGUAAUCGCUCUCAUGUCACAUCGCUUCUACUCAAAAACAUUCAUAACUUUUCUGGCUCUUCGCGACUACGUACUCACAAUUCUGACGAUUGCCCUUGUACUCAAGGCCAUGACUUUUAUGUCACUCUUCACAUAUGGAGCGCUCCGAUGGUACACAAGACACUGGCUCGCUUUAGUCGCAUAUGGACUUCCCAGUGUCUGGGCUGGUAUUUCAGUUCAAGGACUUUUGACAGCUAGAUUGGCUCCAAAAGCUCGAGAAGAGUAUGGAUCUACAUUGGAAUUAAUUCAUCUCACAUUGAUCUCAGGAAUUCUUCUAGCUUUCACUUAUUAUGAUAUAGCCAGUGGUUUCUUAUUUGCUCUUCUUCUCGUUCCAGCGAUCAAAUCAAUUAUCACAUACUUCGGAGCAUGGCCGACUUGUCCAACUUUCAAUACAAUUCUCACUUUGAUAUUAAGUUUUCCUGGGUGUGCAAUGGCUAUUUACACAACGGAGAUGCUUUUAUCAAUUUUCAUUCCAAUCAUGGGAAGAAGCUCUUACAAUCCAGAGCCAGCUGUGUCGUUCUUUGUUGCUUUUUCAGCUGGGUGUAUCGUUUUGUCAUUGGGAGGACUAGUUGCGAAAAGUAGAAACUCCCGUUCAAGUAAUGAAGCUGGCCUUCUUGAACUCAUUUACAACAUUCUCGGGGUCUUACUUGUCACAUUGACCAUUUUAUACGUAUUCUCAAGUUUCUGGCCAUCUCCAUACAGAUUUGAUAAUGUUUAUCCAACAGCAAAACGAACUCAAUUUUUCCAUGUCAAUCAAAUGCUUUAUGAUAGAAACGGUCAAAUUUCGGUAAAUGAUACAAGAUUUUAUGCAAUUUCGCAUGAUUAUCGCGGAGCAGAAGAUAUUCCGUUUGUCAAAAAAGAUCCAGAAUACACAGGGCUUCAAUGUCAUUAUGAAAAUAACCCAUGGUGUGAAACUCCGUUCUUGUUCCCAACGAAGGGUAGACUGAAUGAAAGAAAUAUUCGUGUGAGAUCUGUAGACGAACGCUUGAAGUUCAAACAUCCCGUGAAAAUAUUGGGAAUAUCUAAAAGGCACGGAGUAGAUUCAAAAGAUGGAAAAGGAAACAUCGAGUAUAGCUUCUCAGUAAUUGGUACUGGACAAAUAUCUGUUUACAUUAUUCCUGACACUACUUGGCUGAUCACAAAUACUUCCGUAACUCAACCAAAAACACCACAAGAGAACAUGUUUUUAUACUACACUUGCUCUACUCCGAAUAAUAUUUGCGAAUGGAUGUUCAAAGUGACAAUAAAGAAAACAACUCAAACGCCGUCAGAUGAUAAACCACUUUUAAUCGGAAUUUCCAGUCAUUAUCUACAUGGUCCUGAAAUGCAAUCAGAAUCAAUAAAAAACAUGAUCGCCAAGAUUCAAGAAAAUCGAGUGAAUAGCCCCGAAUGGACCGUAACGGCUAGCGCUUGGAAUGUGGAUCAAGUCUAUAAAUACUUCUAAUACUAAACUGUUUCGUACUAAUUAAAUAGGCUCCACUAGAAAAUACGUAGUUUUUUCCUCAAUUACAUCAUAUCUGUGCCAAUCUACGGAGAAGUCAUUCAAUAAGAUAACUUGGCAUUAAUAAAAAUUUUUAAAUUGAA
This is a messenger RNA of Caenorhabditis elegans, 2837 nucleotides long. RefSeq names its product Putative endoplasmic reticulum metallopeptidase 1-B (gene C44B7.11). The transcript has 11 exons. Bases 10 to 2697 code for a protein of 895 amino acids. Gene Ontology annotation, biological process: proteolysis. Gene Ontology annotation, cellular component: endoplasmic reticulum membrane. Gene Ontology annotation, molecular function: metalloexopeptidase activity. NCBI's taxonomy places the organism in Eukaryota, Metazoa, Nematoda, Chromadorea, Rhabditida, Rhabditidae. The record is from RefSeq and is marked reviewed.